UUUCGUAUUCACGCAGCCUAGAGUGUCCGAUCCCGCGCACGUCGCUUCGCAUAUAAAGACAGAACGGACACUUGGGCAAAGGCCAGUCCGAAAAUUUUCGGUGCGAGCUCAACAGUGGGGUUACAUCGAACGAAAAUGAGGAGGACGCUCAUCCUCGUUCUCCUUUAUAUCGGACUGGCGGCGACGUCAGAUUUAUCGGGAUAUAAGCCCAGGGGGUGGCGUCCUAAUGGCCAGCAGUUUAAUCCCAAUAACAAUCGAUUGCACGCGUAUUACGGAACCCCGGGAUUACAAAGCUACGAACCUCCGGAUACCGCGACUACCCAACGCGUCCCGUUAUUCACCACUACGACUACGCCGCGGACCGUCGCGACCACCGUAAAAACCACAACGACACCUCGCAGCAGGGAGCCGACGACGGUGCCGGGCGAGCAAACUGAGGAUGAAUUCGAUUCUAAUCCGGCUCUGGCGAUCGCGAACUCCUUCGCAUUCAAUCGACCUGUAUAUGUCUACAACACCUUCCCGUUCCUACCGGCACAGAUUUUCGCGUAAUGACGCGAGAUGAAAGAUGACUAUAUCGCGCGAGAUGCGCGAUUAGAAUAAAUAAUAAAGACGCGAGUAUCGUCGUAGCAAGAGCAGCUUCUUUCUGUGAGUUUUCGAAAUUCGAGAUGUCGGAAUUGUUUAGAGACUGUUAUUACAACAAUCACAGAUAUAAGACAAACUUUGUACACCAAGGUUUAUCAUGGGAAAAUGUGGGAAAUCACGCAAAUAAUCCUUGCGUGAUUUCCAAAAAAUAAUCUUCGUGUAGUACUAGCAUAUAUUGCGUUAGAGAUGUCUCGUAAAACUUCAAUCAACAUCAUACGUCAGUCAUUCAAUGUCACU
Molecule: messenger RNA, 879 nt
Organism: Harpegnathos saltator (Jerdon's jumping ant)
Lineage: Eukaryota; Metazoa; Arthropoda; Insecta; Hymenoptera; Formicidae
Exons: 2
Coding region: 136-549 (137 amino acids)
Source: RefSeq, a predicted model, not a curated record